UUCUAGGCGCCGCGCCCGCAAAGCCACACUACGCGAAGGGCGCCGCGCAUGUGGCGUACGUUUUGCAUGUCGCAAUGCAGAGCAAAGGAGGAAUUCGAGAAGAGAUGGAUGAUGUGUCCAUUUUUGUUGGGCGAAAUGAGUCCGCGAGGCUCGCGAAAGCCCAACAGCGAUAUCGGCUUCGCCACCUCACCGCGGCACGAGGCUGCUUGGCGGUGUAAGGAGUCACGCCUGGCCAGUCAGCAGCGAGCACGGGUCGACUGAUCCACUUUGCGUUCUCACACCAUCUUUGAGUCACUCCGCCUCCUGACUGGGUGACUAGGGCGUGAUGUGGCAUAUGGAUAGGUUAUGUAUAAAUGUCUUGGUAGGAUUUUUUCCGGUUCCGUUCCUGCAUUUUCCGAUCAUCACUUUCAUCCCUCGCGGUCGUCGCCAUUUUCCUUUUCGUCCUGUUCGUCGCCGAAGAUCUUCCUAUCAAUAUGAGCAAGCGUCACAACAGGAAGCGAACAAGGAGCCGUCCCCGUCACCGCGACGGUAAUAAAUCAAAUUCAAAUCAUAUUCGAACUCUUUCUACCGAUACCAGUUCAUCUUUUACGAGUACCACGAGUUCCGUUUCGCAGCCGCAGAAUACCCAUGUUCCCAUCGCGACUACGUCCGCAAACCACUGGCAUCAAACGUACGCAGCAUGGCAGGAUCGCCGCCUCUAUUACGAAUCCACGAGAGAGCAAGCCUUGGAGGCCCAGCGGGUCAGAUUUUUCGGAGGGGAGGCUGGCGAUGAUAACAGUCUCCUUGAGCCUAUGCUCAAGGUUGUGACCGAUCUCUUUGAUGGCAUGACCGACUUCGAAGACCCGUGACGCCGCGUUUGCUCCACGCUACAUUCUCCACUCAUCCCCGCGCCCUGCUUCGAUGUGCGGCAACGCAGGCUCAAACUUCGCGAUGGAAUCACCUAUCUUUACGUGUUUCCUUCUAAGCUCCAUUCAACAUCUCGAAGCAGAAUAGCAAUAUAAGCCUUCCCCAGCCAGCAAUGCACAUCCUUUCCGACGCAGAUGUCCUGGUUCGACCUACCCAAGAUACCCUAUUACUUCAUUCAUCUUUCUUUUCUCAUACCGAUCGGUUCUGCCACCAGCUAGAG
Messenger RNA from Paraphaeosphaeria sporulosa, 1126 nucleotides. RefSeq lists its product as uncharacterized. The transcript has a single exon. The record is from RefSeq and is a predicted model, not a curated record. Lineage: Eukaryota; Fungi; Ascomycota; Dothideomycetes; Pleosporales; Didymosphaeriaceae. Bases 474 to 848 code for a protein of 124 amino acids.